Molecule: messenger RNA, 767 nt
Organism: Paramuricea clavata
Lineage: Eukaryota; Metazoa; Cnidaria; Anthozoa; Malacalcyonacea; Plexauridae
Source: the annotation of a GenBank genome assembly
AUGGGAUCUUUUGGUAAAGUCUUCCGUGGCAAUUGGUUGUGCACAGAUGUUGCUGUCAAACAGAUACGACGAGGUGCAAGCGUAAGCGAGUCUAUUCAGAGAGAAGCAAUGAUACAUAGCAGGCUUCGUCACCCAAACAUAGUGACAUUCAUGGGCGUAUCCAUAAAGAAAAAAGAUGUUCUGCUUGUCACUGAGUUUGUUGCUGGCAGUUCCCUUCAAGAUAUCAUAGAUGAAGAAAAAGAAGUCGAGGGAAUACAGGGAUUAGUCAAGGACAUUUUGAAGGGAGUGGCUUACUUACACGAAGUGGGAGUGGUUCAUGGUGAUAUAAAACCUGCUAAUAUACUUGUGUCAUCAAAGCUUAACGUCGCAAAGUUAUGUGAUUUCGGUCUUGGCCGUUUGAGGCAACAUGCGUCCAUGAGCCUGGUAGUUAGCCAACAAGUAGGUGCAGAGCCUGUGUUAGAAGGGACACCCUCUUACAUGGCACCGGAGUGCCUAUUAAAUAAAAAAAGACCUGCCCAGUGUAGUGAUAUUUGGUCCUUAGGGCUAACACUUUUGGAGUUUCUUACAUUAGAUGAUGCAUGGGAUGCAGUACUUAAAGACAUCCAGGCAGUAUCAGAAGUCGAAAAGCUAGUAUCAGCACAGAAGUCAUUAUUAUUACCUCAUACGCUUGUAAAACUGAAGCCAAUGCCCAAGUAUAAUAUUAGUUUGUGUCUAAAUUAUAACAUGGCUGAUAGACCAACUGCUUUACAAUUACUAAAGGGCGAAUG